Molecule: messenger RNA, 783 nt
Organism: Microthlaspi erraticum
Lineage: Eukaryota; Viridiplantae; Streptophyta; Magnoliopsida; Brassicales; Brassicaceae
Source: the annotation of a GenBank genome assembly
AUGACUAGGAGGUCCAACAAGGACAACCUAGUUGAACAUCCAGAGAUAGACAAGCUUGAGAAGCAACUUAGGAAGCAGAAAGCCCAAGAGAUGGCCGACGAAGCAGCUCGCGCUCACGCCGCUGAAGUGGCGCGCGCUCAAGAAGAAGGAAGAGAUCCACCUCCUCCUCCUCCUAAUCCACAAGACCCUGCUGGAGAUGUGAACGCACAACCCCAAGCCGGGAAACCUAUGGAACAUCUUCUAUCGUGGCAUAGACCACAAGUUCUUAUUGAGAAUCUUGCAGCUAGUGAUUGUAACAACUGUCCUGAUUAUGACCGCUCAAGCCGCACCACUACUAACUCUUUUGUUGACAUGGUCCAAGAGGAGAAAGUUACUUUGAAGCCACCCCAAGAAGGAGAAACUGAAGAAACAGUCAAGGAAGAUCCCAUUCCUAAGCCCAAGCAGCUUGCCAAACAAGCAAGGAGUAAGACUAAGGCCCCUACACCAAAACCGCCCAAGGGAUCAACCAAGAUUGAAGAUGAGGCCAAGCCAAGAAGGAAGGUUAGAAAACCUAGGUCUGGCCGCAACAUGAAGCUUCUAUUCCCAAAGGAGCUUAUUGAUGAGAAUCUAGAAGGAUUCAAGGAGAAAGUGACAAGAACUCUAAAGCUUUUUCCUAAGGCAGUAGUGCCAAGGGACAUUCAUGGAGAGAUUGUCUAUCCAGCUGUGAAUCACCCACCAGAUACUCAUUGCAAGGAGAAAAGACUUGGAGGAUCAAAGAUGCCUCUUGUCUCCAUCUUCUCCUGA